AUGGUUCCAUGUAAAGUAGAGCCAAUGAUUGUGGCCAAGAACAGAGAGCCAACCAUUAGAUCAGUUUCUUUAACACUCUCUGGACAAAGAGACAAUGAAAGCAUCCUUAAAGAUGAAGGCAACACUGAUUGGCUUCUGUUGUUGCCAAGACGACGGAUCGGGAUAAAAGAGAGGUGGUCCCCUCGGCGCGGAUUCUUCUCUCGCUCGUCCAGUGACUUCUGCCACCGGCUCUUCGUCUUCUCUUUUUCACCCCUGUCGCCGCAGCACGAAGUGGAUCGUUUUGUCAUUCCAGGCUGUUUCGGGAGGGGUGGAGUCACCCUCGGGGGUUUUUCUCGAAGCGCGCCACAUCGAGGGAACCGGCCGGAGUUGCCAGCGAUGGGCUGUGGGAACUCCACAGUCACCAGCGCUGGCAGCAAAGGUACUACAGCAACAUCAAAAGAAAUAACAAAUGAAUCGGUAUCAGAAGAUGACAAAAGGAGAGAUUAUGGAGGUGUUUAUGUUGGCCUACCUGCUGCAGCAGCCAAGAUUUCCAGCCAGACAAAAACAGCACCUAAAGGAACCUGACCAGAGAGAACAAUCUGGAGAACAGACUUUUGGGAGACAAGUCCUAAGGGAGAGUCAGCCCAUCAUUUUAUGAGCUUGGAGCAGAUGUGGAUCACUCAUUGCCAAGUGAAUCACACAGAAAGAUCACAUCACCUGAAAAACGUGAAAGCCUAAAAGAGCUGCAACUAUGAAUCAAGAUGAGUGCUGAAAUGAAAUGAAAUGGAUGAAGAAUCCAACUUUAUGGACAGUUUUGAUGCCAUUUAGUGCUGCAUUAAUUAGUAGAUAUAGGGCAAUACCGCCCAAGAAUGCAUGUUUGAAUAACAGUAUAGUUGUUAACACUUUGAACAACAGUCUAGUUGUUUUGCUUCCGGUAUUUUUGAUAGCUUUUUUAACUAAAAACCUUUUCUAUUGUUCACUCAAGUGUUCCUAAGCCGAUAUUACAAUACAUUAUUGAUUUACUUAAGAGUAUAAGGUUAUUUGAAUCAUAUAUUCAAAAAGUAGCUUUGGGAAUUUAGACAAGGGUUCCAAAAGACAUUGUCAGAUCCCUUUGAUUACCAGUUGCUUUUAUAUUGACUGUGGAUCUCUUACUAAGAGGUUACUAAAAAGUGAUUGUAAUUUUUCAAUGGUUUGUAUUGUUUUUUCUUCUUUCAUUUAUUCACUCAUUCCUGCUAACAUUAAAAGAAAGAAUUAGCUGCUUUCUCCCAAAUGCUUGUGUUACAUCUUCUGUUUUUCAUAAGAUUUUAGGAAAUAUAAUGGUAGGUAGGGCAGAUACCACAGCGAAACAAAUGUAGUUUGUUCUGUUGUGCUUGCAAAGAAAUUCCAGGAAAGCCUCCUUGAAAUAAAUAUUGAUUUGGAGUUGACUUGGCCCCCAGCGCAGCUGUUUUUAUUGCUAUGAUAUUUAUUUUUCAUUAUCUGAUAUUUUAAACCUUCAACCUGUAAGUUGAGGACUUCCUGCAAAGAAGCUAUAGUGUAUUUUAGGAAUCAUCUCCCCAAAUAUUUUAAUAAUUGUGUAUAUUGGUGGGGGAAAGAUUUCCUAAGGCAGGGAUGAAU
Molecule: messenger RNA, 1593 nt
Organism: Crotalus tigris (Tiger rattlesnake)
Lineage: Eukaryota; Metazoa; Chordata; Lepidosauria; Squamata; Viperidae
Gene: CUNH12orf75
Product: chromosome unknown C12orf75 homolog
Exons: 7
Coding region: 1-564 (187 amino acids)
Source: RefSeq, a predicted model, not a curated record